Molecule: messenger RNA, 1071 nt
Organism: Aureobasidium namibiae CBS 147.97
Lineage: Eukaryota; Fungi; Ascomycota; Dothideomycetes; Dothideales; Saccotheciaceae
Exons: 1
Coding region: 1-1071 (356 amino acids)
Source: RefSeq, a predicted model, not a curated record
AUGAAGGCAACACUCAGCCUUGUCCUGGCUACUGCGGCUUUCAGUACUGCUCAAGUCAUCAAGAAUGGCAAUGGAACCUACACAUGCGCUCUUGACAACGGGGCGUACUGUGUAUCAGCCUCUCUUGAGAGCAAUAUGAUCAUUCGUUGCACCAACGGCAUUGGCUAUGCCAGCAACUGCGAUGAACGGCUGGCCGACAAAGCUCCUCUAGGCUCGUCAUACUCUCCCUGCUGGCAGGUAUCCCCUCGUUCUGGUAACGCUCAAUGCUCAAAGAAUGGCAUCAUCUACCCGGACGGCAACAACACAACGCCAUACCCGGUUCCGAACUACCAGACGAUCAGUGCCAGUAUCUCUAGCGCUGCUACAGCAACCACUGAAGCUUCGAGAUUCGCGUACCUCGCCAACUUCACCACGAGCACGACUACCUCUACCUCGACAAAUACGCACACCACGACUGUCUACAUCUCGGCUGUUCCUCAGGGUACUUAUGCAAACUCAUCGUCUCCGUACUACAACAACGCAACCUCUGGCGGCAGUAUUGCGAAUGCAGUCGCUGCUACUUCAGCGGCAUCAGUCCCGUAUCUGCCAUACUUCCCGGCUCCUAUCAUACCCACUUCUACGCAAUACACAACCGACAUCGUCUACAGCUACACGACCGUAUGUCCUGCUGGUGUAACUAUCACCGACUCUGCAGGCUCAGAAGUGGUGUUGCCAACUCCCUCAACCAUCACUGUGACAACCACGUCUCUCAGUACUAUCACAGCCACUGCCAUUGUUUCUUUACCUUCGCCCGUUUUCGCAUUUGACGUUUCAACUACCUCGUCAUCCAUCGAAUAUGCUCCUAUCGAAACGGCUGUCGCUGCUGCUCCUUAUGCCUGGUCAAAUGCAACUUGGAGCAAUGCCACUACUUUGACUGUCGUGGGCACUGCUGCAACUGUUCCGCUGGCUUCCGCUUCGGCUACAGCUCACGGUCCUACCUGGAACGAGACCAUGGUGCCAUACACAGGAGCUUCCAGCAAGACUGGCGUCUCUUUCGCUAUUGGUCUCAUUACUUUAGUGGCUCUGCUCUAA